This is a messenger RNA of Fonsecaea erecta, 2697 nucleotides long. RefSeq lists its product as hypothetical. Gene Ontology annotation, cellular component: cell cortex of growing cell tip; actomyosin contractile ring. Gene Ontology annotation, molecular function: MAP kinase scaffold activity. NCBI's taxonomy places the organism in Eukaryota, Fungi, Ascomycota, Eurotiomycetes, Chaetothyriales, Herpotrichiellaceae. The record is from RefSeq and is a predicted model, not a curated record. The transcript is spliced from 2 exons. The coding region runs from base 1 to 2697 and encodes 898 amino acids.
AUGCCGCCGCUUUCGAGAGGCCCUGAACUGUCACCCGUCUCUACGACGAGCGAAUGGUCUGGUGUCAACAAUUACAACCAACUGCCCCGAAAUGACGGACCCUUCGCAGUAAAGCCGACUGACGAGUUCUUGCUCUCCAAACCUCAGCCCUCGAUGCGCCCUCCCCCAAAUGCCGGGAUGAACUUCACUCCUCCGUCGUUGGACGCCAUGGGACAGCGUCGUCCGUCCGAAUCUGGCUCGCGAGGGUCGUCACGCGCCGGUUCUAUCGCCAAUUCCCGGUCCAGCGAUGGCACCAUCUCGGACGAACAAAGCAGAAAAUAUCGGAGAAUGGAGGCAGAGCUGUUUCAGCACUAUACAAUCCUGAAGGGUUUUCUCAAGGGUGGUUCUCAGGCUCCUCCACGCCCUAACAAGGCUCGGGAUAAGCUCCUACGACUUUCACCCGUGCAGUUCCACGAACUAAGCACCGAUGUCUUCGACGAGUUACAACGGAGACAAGCCUCAGCCCCCCUUCCUGGACGCCCACCCCGCCAACAAAACAUUCCCCCCUUUCUUCAACCGAGACCCGAUUUCCACGAAAAGAGAAACCAGGCCAGGCAGAAGCUCUCGUCGUUGCAGACACCUCGGUUUCGCGACUUGUCAACUGACGUCUUUUGCGAGUUGGAGCGCAGAUUCCCGCAGUUUGCGAGACCCGACGGGGGGAGAAGAGACAGCGCCCGUUCACAAUCCAGAGGUCCCACCGCCUCGUCCAGAGAUGGCCCUCCAGUACCCAAUGGCUUUGGUGCGCCGCCCAGAACCCAGUCCUUCGGUUCCUCGGGUGCACCGAAUUAUCCUCAGAGACAAGAGUCGGUAUCUAGUCUCCCUCAGUUUGAGAAUCUCCCCCCACCCAGCGACUAUGGCCGACCAAUGGCGAGACAAUUUCAGAGCAACACCAUCACGCCCAAUAAAAGUAUGAUGGUCGAGGACGAGGACGAUUCCCAGACCACAGACACGAAAUACGAUCGAUCUAGUGAUGCGUUUGGGCUCGAAAGCUCUCUUACUAGCCCAAGGAGCGAUAGGGAUACAUCUGCGACAUCGCAAAGUCUUGCUAGCGUGAACUAUCCCAAGCCGAAUCUGCCGAGCCUUGCGGAAUUGCAAGAAAAGGUCUCUGAUUUAGAAACAAACCUUGAAUCAAAGGAUGAGGAAUUGCGCCAGAUUAAAAGACAAAACGAAGAAUGGGUCAUUACGAAACAGGAUCUAGAGAAGAAACUUGAAGAGGCAGAAAGCUUGAACAGGUCACUCAAGGAGGAGAUCGAAAAGCUCAGAGCCGAAACACCACAUUACAGCGGUGAGAAUGUGCUUUGGAAGACCAAAUUCCUCAAGUUGGAUCAGGACCAUGGGUUUCUACGAGAACAACUGACGCAACAGCAGCAGCUGACAGAGGAAGUUAGCAGACAAGGUCAGGCAUACCUCGAAGAGAUGAGGGCGAUGGCGGAAUCAGGCGGAGGCAGCCUUGAACGAGAAGAAAAGCUGCAGGUCGAUGUCCAGAAACUCGAAGAGGAAGUAAAGAAUUGGAAAGCCCGUUAUGUGAAGGCCAAAGCACAACUUCGCAGUGUCCGCGCUAGCUCGCUGGGGCUCAACAUUGCCCGACCCGAUGCGAGCCAACACGCCAUGGCUCUGCAGGACAGGGAAGGACUGGUCAAAGAUGUUCAUGUCACCAAAUUUCAGAUCGCGAUUGAUGAGCUACUUCAAAUUGCCAGGUCUGACAGUCCAUCAGCUGUACUUGACCACAUGAAAACGGUGGUGUUGGCAGUGCGCGGGAUCACGUCAGACAUUGAUGCUGGGUCAUCGACAGAAAAGGACGACGAAAUGGCCAAGCGACGGGCCAAGCUCAAGACCAAGGUCUCGGCUACAGCGAACAACUUGAUCACAGCUUCGAAGAAUUUCGCUUCAGCUAGUGGGCUCUCGCCACUGAGUCUUUUGGAUGCUGCCGCUUCACAUUUGACGGCAGCCGUUGUUGACCUCCUUCACACUGUCAAGAUUCGCCCUACACCCGCCGGGGAAUUGGAAGAUGAUGAUGAACCGACAUUGGAACCGCUGCAGAGCAACGGAUAUUUUAAUAUCGCUGAGACAUUGAGAAGGCGGAGCGAAGUCGAGAGCAUCUAUAGCGCCCUCAGUACCCCAUCGGCAACGCGAAAUGUCUCGAAUCGAGCCGGUUCAGGCCUUCUUCAACGCGGUGGUUCAACCUACGUGAACGGUACCGGACUCGGCAUCAAAUCGGACUAUGGGACCACUCAAGAGGAAGCUGAUCUUGAGGAUCUCAAGAUGUACCUUGAAGAUCAGACUGAUGGAUUAGUCCAAUCCAUCACCUCCCUGGUUGAUACCAUUCGGCAAGACGAGGCCAUGGCCACGAUCCGAAAUCAUAUGACGACCAUUUCUGCCACGAUUGAAAACAUUGUCAACUCAGUGGACAGGACUGGGAACGAGCCAUCCUCAUACCAGGGCACCUUAAGAGAGAAAUCAAGUCCGAUCGUGUCGAUUUUACGAGACUGUCGAGAGCAGGUGUUGCAGGCAAGCAAUGAGCCUCCGGAAGACAAAGAAUUUUUGCAGCAACUUCCUCCCCUUGCCUUUAAGAUCGCGCGGGAAACCAAGGAAUUGGUAUCUAGAGUUAUGGCGAUUGAAGCUGGUCCGGUCAAAGGCGGCGAGGAUGAUUUCAGCUGA